GGACUAUCCAACAGCAGAGUCUAUUGAUGUUGAAUUGUACCUCGAAUACGCCCUGAAGAGGUACCUGUAGGUACCAGGCAAGAUACCGCUUACCUAAGCUAGCGAUCCAAUCAACUCGUCCAGUCGAAUCCAUUCCCAUCCACCGCAUCAUCGCGACCUCGACAACAAUAAUCAAAUCGUCCUGGAUACCCUGAGACUGGAUCUCAUCUUUCAUCUGGACUAAUACUGUACAUCCCCGCCCCCGGAGACCACGUACGAUCCGCCGGUCUAGAGUCCGCUCUGUUCGUCCCUUCGUGGAUCAACCCGCUCCCCGCAUUCUCAUCCCAUCACCAACAUCAUGGCAUCCGAACACCACUCGCAGUCGAAAGUGGAGUUGUACGAGUCCGGUAUCACCGUGCCCUCGGAUUCGGAGAACUACUCCGCCCACCAGGAGAUGUCGUCGUCGUCGUCGAGCUCGCCUCUGAUCCUCUACCAACCCCCGACCCUCUGGAGCCUCCUGCGCGGCGCGGCCAUCAACCUGUUCCUCCCGUUUGUCAACGGUCUGAUGCUGGGGUUUGGAGAGUUAUUCGCACAUGAAGCAGCCUUCCGGUUGGGCUGGUCCGGCACAAAGAUUUUCCCUACCUAUCGACGAUCUCAUCCCCUCGGUCCUGGAGUGGAAGUGCGGGAUCUUCCCUCGCGGCGAGGCAGUCGUGCCGGUCUGGACUAAGCGGACGCGGUCCCGUUGCGAUAGAAAAGAUUCCCGGAAUUUUGUCAUUUAGAGGGGUUGGAUACCGCGCGCGACAUCUUUGGUUAUAUACUCUGCAUUGAAACGGAUUAAUACAUGAUUCGUUACUGUCCAUGGGAUGUGCAUAGAUCCUCGGCACCCACAGCAGUGCCUCCGCGGACGGGGUCGGAC
Aspergillus candidus is the source of this 895-nucleotide messenger RNA. Its product is annotated as TOM13-domain-containing protein. Lineage: Eukaryota; Fungi; Ascomycota; Eurotiomycetes; Eurotiales; Aspergillaceae. The record is from RefSeq and is a predicted model, not a curated record. Gene Ontology annotation, biological process: protein insertion into mitochondrial outer membrane; mitochondrial outer membrane translocase complex assembly. The transcript has 2 exons. The coding region runs from base 338 to 706 and encodes 122 amino acids. Gene Ontology annotation, cellular component: mitochondrial outer membrane.